AUGCUUGCUACAUCUUACUUGCUGUGCUUCCAAUCCAGCUACAUGGAGGACGGCUUUCUGGAGCAUUUCCUGUCUUUACGAGGAUGCUCGUUCCUUUCCCAGCUAAUCUUAGGCGAAGGCUUCCGUGGUCCUUUCUCUGAUCAAAAAGCCUUGGGCAUGAUACGUAUGGACACAACGUUUUGCAAUUUCCCCGUGGUGGACCAGGAACUUCUACGCGAAGCUCUACUAUCAAUAAAGGGACUUUCUAGUCUGAUGACUGGACCCAUUGCGCAUCCCAUCGAGAAGGCCAUUGUCGGACAGCUCAUCGAAACGCUUCAAUGUCUUCUGGUCUCAGAAGUGGAGAACCCAGAAUUAAGGGACGCAUUUGAUUCAACCACUGAAUAUGAUGAGGAGAAUAACACAACUUCAAUACCAGGUACACCUUUAGUAUCAGGUUUUACAAAAGCAAGCACUCUACCACAAAUGGCUUCGGGCCCCAACUCACCUUCCGAUCUCUACGCGUUCGCCAACCCGAUUCUACCAGGAGACCUCGGCGUGGUGUUCGACAAGAUCGACUGGGAAAAUCUCACAACCGCCCCACCAGGUGCUCCAUACCCGCUCCAGUCGUUUAUUGCUGUUAUGGCUAUCCUUACCAUCUUCUCUACCUGGCCGCACGACGGGCUCAUGCAUGUCUUUGAUCCCACAAAUCAACUCGGCAACGUCGUCAUGGCGCCCUUUUGCGCCAUACGUUUCGUCCUCUCGCCACUAUCGGCGCCGAGAAAGGCAUUGACAACCCCUAUAAGGGCGACUGCUCAAUGGCUUGCCCGGAUCAUAGCCGCCACAGAUGACGAUGAGAGUGGGGAGUGGGCUCAGUAUGUGGAAUGGCCGAAGAAGAUACUUCGGUGUAUGGAAGAGUGUAUUGAAAAACAUAAAGGCUUCACCAUGGAGGGUGUACGUGAUAUGCUGGUGCGCGAUCCUGGGGCGUUCAAGGAAGGAAGAGGACGGAAUUACUGA
Molecule: messenger RNA, 993 nt
Organism: Alternaria arborescens
Lineage: Eukaryota; Fungi; Ascomycota; Dothideomycetes; Pleosporales; Pleosporaceae
Exons: 1
Coding region: 1-993 (330 amino acids)
Source: RefSeq, a predicted model, not a curated record